This is a messenger RNA of Sinocyclocheilus grahami, 1745 nucleotides long. RefSeq names its product polypeptide N-acetylgalactosaminyltransferase 16-like. Gene Ontology annotation, cellular component: Golgi apparatus. Gene Ontology annotation, biological process: protein O-linked glycosylation. Lineage: Eukaryota; Metazoa; Chordata; Actinopteri; Cypriniformes; Cyprinidae. The record is from RefSeq and is a predicted model, not a curated record. The coding region runs from base 1 to 1128 and encodes 375 amino acids. Gene Ontology annotation, molecular function: polypeptide N-acetylgalactosaminyltransferase activity. The transcript is spliced from 11 exons.
AUGACACACCAUGCAGACCCAGUUCACUGCCAAGUUGUUUCAGUGCUAGAGUUCCUGCAAGAAAAACUGUCCUCAGAGCAGGAACGAGAUGCUGCGCCUCAAAGCUGCACUGUAGGCGUGCCUGGACAUCCCUUCAGACAAAGGUAUAACCUGAAGGAUCACACGCGUGCGGUCAGUCCCAUCAUUGAUGUGAUCAGUCUGGAUAAUUUUGCCUACCUGGCCGCUUCUGCAGACCUGAGAGGAGUUGACGAAGAUUUUAUGAAUAGUGGCAAGGCAUUCCAGAGCUUAGGAGCCGCAACUGAAAAGCAUGUCCAUACCAACCGCUGUUGUUGCAGGACUCCUGUAAUUGCUGGAGGGAUCUUUGUCAUGGAUAAAGGCUGGUUUAAUCACCUGGGCCAGUAUGACACUCACAUGGAUAUCUGGGGUGGUGAGAACUUUGAGCUGUCGUUCAGAGUGUGGAUGUGUGGCGGCAGUCUUGAGAUCCUGCCCUGCAGUCGCGUGGGCCACGUCUUCCGGAAACGCCAUCCUUAUGACUUCCCAGAGGGCAACGCACUCACCUACAUCAAGAACACGCGGAGAGCUGCUGAGGUCUGGAUGGAUGAGUAUAAACAGUAUUACUACACCGCAAGACCAUCAGCGCAGGGCAAGGCCUUCGGGAGUAUUGCAGAUCGGCUUGCAUUAAGACAGAAGUUGAACUGUAACUCUUUCCGCUGGUAUCUUGAGAAUGUGUAUCCUGAACUCAAAAUCCCAGAGCAGGAAGCGGUGUACAGUCUCCUGAAGCAGGGUGGCUUGUGUCUGGAGAGUCACGGCACAGACAGUCUGGUUUUGGCUGAGUGUAAGACCACACCGAACAUCCCUGCCUCACAGAAGUGGACCCUGAUUGAACCACAGAUCCGUCAGCAUGACCUAUGUCUGGCCAUCACAGCUUUCACUGCAGGGUCAAAGGUCAGACUGGAGCCCUGCAACAUCAAAGAGUCCAGACAGAAAUGGAAGGCCAGAGGUCCAGCGCUGCAGCACAUGAUCAGCGGCUUGUGUCUGGAUAGCCAGCCUCCUUCAGGCCCGCCACUCGCCGCACAGUGCCGCCCCCAGGUGGCCAGCCAAUCCUGGGAGCCGCAGCUGGUCACCUGACUCUGAGAGCUGAUGGGGAAGGCGGGGAAAGGGGAGGAGUUUAGUCAGGUCGCUGAGCUCCAGGUGCUGUAGGAGCCAGAGGAAAACAUUUGCACACUGUUUUAGUUGAAGGUGCUGCUCUCAAACCAAUCGGACAUGUCCAAAACAUCUGACCUCAUUUCUUUAGCAUGGAAUAGCUGGAGAGGGAGAAGCAACAUUUCGCCUGCCGAAUCGAAACACCUUUUCGGCCAUGUCCAUGAAGUUCACACGGCAUGGUUUUGUCAGUUGACAGGAGUGCUUUGGGAUGUCUUGGGUUAUCUAUCUGAAUGUUGUGUAAAGGACUCGAGAAAAAACCGAUGUGUAUAUAAAUGCCUUUAUCUAGCUUUCAGACCCAUAACCUGUAUAUACCCUCAUUCCCACUGAGACUGUGGUGUUUGCAGCAUAGGCUUCAGUAGCUGUUCUCGCGAAGGUCUGAGUUGUUUUACUUCUAUCACUGUGGAAGGUUUACGGUUGAUUUGUUCAGUAUUAAAUUGGGAUGAAGUGCAGUGCCUUGAGAUGAAUCUGCAUAUACAGUGCAAGCGGUCGGCUUUAAAGGGGUCAUAGGAUGCUGCAUGCACUUUUACAAGUUGUUUGAACUG